Penicillium lagena is the source of this 408-nucleotide messenger RNA. RefSeq lists its product as uncharacterized. Lineage: Eukaryota; Fungi; Ascomycota; Eurotiomycetes; Eurotiales; Aspergillaceae. The record is from RefSeq and is a predicted model, not a curated record. Bases 1 to 408 code for a protein of 135 amino acids. The transcript is spliced from 2 exons.
AUGUCUGAACAAACCUACCACGUCACCCGCGAGGACCUGCGCAAGCCCGAGUCCCGUAUUGCCGACCACCAUCACGGCAAACCUCCGUCGAACUCGGACGUUUCUGCCAUGAAGUCUUUGAUCGACGAAAACACCGACAAGCCCCAGCAGAUCGACCGGGUCAAGGCUAACCUGCCUUUGCCCGAUCAACCCCCUACUGCUAGCGACUGGUCAUCGUCCGACCAGCGGACCGUCAAUGUCGGCUCUGGGGGCCUCUCCGGUCAUGAGGAUAGUGCUCUCCGUGAACCCGCGAGUGUGGAAAGCAGUGCCCGUAUUUCGGGAGAGGAAUUGCAUAAGGCCACUGCUCCCGGUAAGGGAGUUGGGGAACCAAGCAACUUGUCUCAUGAAGCGACGAGCCGGAACAAAUGA